AUGUUUAUGUAUCUGUUGUUCUAACUUAUACAAAAUUAGAUAAUUGAUUGUUCAAUUACAUAAUCUGAAUGUUCAGAUAAUUAUUCACCUGUUUGUGGAUUAACUAUAUAGUCGUAGACAAUAUAAACUUUCAUUAAUUAAUGUUAUGCUUGUAAAGCUAAUCAAGUUGUUAAAUAUAAAAAUGGAGAAUGCGUAGAUGAUGCAGAUUAAAAAACCAACAAUGAUAAUAGUGAGAAUAAAAAGAACGAUACUGAUAAAGAAUUUACUUCUUCUGGAAAUUAUACUUAAUUUUACUAUUGCUCGGAUCCUCGACCAAGUAUUUGCGGAACUAAGUAUUCUUUUUAUAAAUAAUUUAAGUCUAAAACAAGUAUGCGGCUUUUUAGAUUCUUAAAGUGGUUGCUAAAAAUAAUUUUGUUUCGUCUAAUUUAUUAAUGAUUGCCAUGCUUGUAGAAAUACCUCAAUACAUAAUUAUUUCUUUGGAUAAUGCUCAGAUUAUAAGUAAUUAUAAUAUGUUUUAUACUUAGGUAAAGACAACCUACUGUGAUUCAGUGUAAUUUAGAUUAAAAGAAAUAAUGUGAAACAAUAAUGGAAUAAAUUGAUGUUUGUGGUUUUUUAGAUGAAACAGCAGUUUGUUAAAAUCCUCCAUGUUUACAACCCUUUUAGAAUAAUUGUGAACCUUGUAAUUAAUCUAAUAUCAAAUCAUAUUUUAUUGGAAAUUGUAAUGAGUAUCAAAUAUUAUUCUUUGGAGAAGAAAUAGCAAAUUAAGCUACUGUUUAAAAAUAUCAAUAUUGCUAACCAGAAAGACCUUCUUCUUGUAAUUAAGAAUAUUAAUAAACUUGUGGAGUAUUAAAAUCUUGUAAUGGAACUAAUUGUGAAAGAAUAUUUGAGAAUCCAUGCAGUGCUUGUCAAAAUACUGAUAUUGAAGGUUAUUAUACAAGAUCAUGUUUCCAAAAUUGUAUUUUUGCUUUCUCAAUCUUUAUCAAUUAUGUUUUGAUUUGA
Molecule: messenger RNA, 999 nt
Organism: Paramecium sonneborni
Lineage: Eukaryota; Ciliophora; Oligohymenophorea; Peniculida; Parameciidae
Source: the annotation of a GenBank genome assembly